Messenger RNA from Exophiala dermatitidis NIH/UT8656, 4969 nucleotides. RefSeq lists its product as uncharacterized. The transcript is spliced from 2 exons. Lineage: Eukaryota; Fungi; Ascomycota; Eurotiomycetes; Chaetothyriales; Herpotrichiellaceae. The record is from RefSeq and is a predicted model, not a curated record. The coding region runs from base 790 to 1995 and encodes 401 amino acids.
AAAAAGCAAAAAACAAUCGACAGUCAGGAUUCCCAAAUCGUCACCGACUUUAGUACUAACUGACCGGCAUUGAGCUUAAGUACCGCUGAGCGAACGGGAAGCGCUGUAUUCUCAAUCCUAUGGUCGAUUGCGGAAGGAAAUGUGCGGGAAGAAUUAAUGUACCCGCACUUUAGGGUCUGUGUGUUACGUCGGAAGUGGAUCUUUGGGUUCCGGAAACAAACCCUACUUACAAGGGCAUAAUCACCGUACAACUAGUUUGCUAUAUUCUAGUAAGAGACUCGUUACGUGCGACGGUUUUUUGAGCAGGCUCGAGGGAGAUGAACUUUUGUCUACAACGUUGUCCCAGCCUACGAGUAUAGAUCAAUACUCAGGCGUUUCCGCCCCGAGCUGGGCAAGACGUACGUUGUAAGGCUUAGCCCGAUACCGGCACUCGGCCGGAUAAUCUGUUCUUCCGGAAUGGAGCCAUCGCAACUUGAAUGGGACCACCAUCAGAUCAACAUCAACCUCAAUGACCCCCCUGUCAGGAUACUUGAACUGCCGCUUCACAGCUCGAGACACGGCUGUUGCAAUCUACUCGCGGCACGAAGGCACUAAUAAGUUAUCUACCGUUGUCACGAACUCUUCUCCCGUGGACGAACGGGGACUCCGUUGCGGCGGCUUUGCUGAGCGACAAGGCUACAAACUCGAGACACCCAGCCGCCGAUCUGACCGAGAUAUAUAUACAGUACACCGCAUCAGUCAGAGGAAGCCCGAUCCUUCUUCACGUGCAGUGAUCUUUGGGUCAUCAAAAUGGAGACUGUUCUACACAUAUACCAUCCGAAACGCCAGCUACUUCUCCUCGAGUAUGCCAACAGAAGUUCUUCAUCGGCAACCAAUGCCAAUGUCCAAUCUCAACCCCUCGCACAAAGUACAAGUACUCCUACCAAUGUCCUCCUCUUCGUGGGCGGAAUGUACGACGUCUUCCGGUCACCCUCGUACAUUGAAGAUCUAGCCGCCUUGUUCCCGCGAGACAUUCCCGGCCAGAAAUGGCGUGUGAUGCACGUCCAGCUCUCUUCGUCAGGGAAGUGUUUUGGACUAUAUGAUUUAGAUCGAGAUGUCGACGAAAUCAGCACAGCCAUAACCUUCAUCCGCUCCCAAAUCACACACUCUUCGACAUCCCCCAUUGUCCUCAUGGGCCACAGCACCGGGUGCCAGGACCUACUACACUACCUAGUAUCCCCCAUCAAGACCAGCAAUGGUGACCGACCCACCAUCUCCGGAGCCAUUUUCCAAGCCCCCGUCUCCGACCGUGAAGCCUUGUUGCUCGACAUGUCCACCGACCCAGCAACCCGCCAAUCCUACGAAACAUGUCUGGCCAUCGCAGAAUCCACCCCUCCGGAGCACCACAAAACAACCAUUCUGCCCCUCCAUUUCAGCAGGCAAUGCAUGGGUCCGGCACCACUAACUGUCUCGCGGUUCCUGAGUCUCGCGUCUCCAGGGUCGCCUGUCAAUCCGGGGAUGGACGACUACUUUUCCAGCGACCUUUCUGACAGACGGUUAUUGGAUACGUUUGGCAGAAUUGGUCAGGCGAAGCAUUUACACGGCACCAGCACCAGCACUGACAACAAAAGAGGUGUCCUUUUCCUUCCCUCUGGUAGUGACGAACACGUCCCCCCAAGUAUCGAUAAAUCUCUUCUUCUGGCUCGGUGGAAACGCGCCAUUGAAACCGGUUCUGAUGGUCAACUGGCUUCGCUCUCGCCGCAUUCCCAGAUUGUGAAAAACGCGUUACAUGACAUUUCGGGCGAGUCAAUCGACGCCCGUACGGCCAGGUUGAUUGAUAUGCGGGGGUCGGUGCUAAGGUAUCUGCACGAUGUGGUGGGCGAUGUUGGGUAUGGUGGUCAUGACGAGCACAGUCCGUGGGCAAUCUACGAACGUGAUCGCUCGGCUAUUGAAGCCGAGCGUGCUGGUGCUGGUGGCACUGGCAGCGGUGGUUCAGGUAGUGGUGUGAGGUUAUAAGAGGCUUUGCGUGAGAAGCGGAUGCAGAUGCCUCCUCAAGAAUAUGUCACAUAUCGAGUAUUUGGGCAUGAAUUCGCAUCGCAAUGAAAAUAUACCUACUGACCUCGGCAAGGUAGGAUUCAAGUUCAAUUUCAAAGUUCAAGUUACCUUAUACAAGACAUACGGGCACCCGCUUCCAAUACUCCAAACACCAAACACUCUUCCAAUUUCUCUCUUUCUCCAAACGAACACUCUGAUGUCAACUUCAGUUUCACAGUACAAAAUUUUUUUUAUACAGCAGGCCACCUCAUCCUCAGCCCAUCGCACCACCGCUCAAACAACACAUCGGCCAAUUGUCGCGUGUGUUCGAGUCCACCACUAAGACCAGAACCACCACCACCACCACUGGCGCUGUUCCCACUACCUCCAACAAGACUUUUCAUAAUCAUGUCGAUAUCCUUAUCCUUGUCUUCAUCAGACUGUGGAAUUCUUUCCACAUGUCCCAUUUUGUCAGACACAGCACCGCUGGGUUUCCUGCCAUCAUUCGCAUUCGAACGGCCUAGUCUCGCAGUAUUCCCAGUACCAGCCCGUGGACUCCCGACAUUGGGCAGCGCAUGAAAAUUCGAAUUCGAAUGAGGGUGGGAACUCUUUUUCAACGGACUGCCGCCGCCUACUAUUAUCUGACCACCACUAGAGUUUCGAGAGUUGUUCCCACUACUACCAGGAGAAAGGUGGGCGUGGGCGUGGGCACUUUGGCGGCGCCGAUGGGAUUUGAGAUGGGGAUUGUUUUGCGCGAGGACGAGUUUCGCUGCUGAUUGUGGUAAUGCCGGGGAUGCGGGAGCGGGUGAUUGUACUCGCUUAGGCGUGAUGGGCGCUGAUGAUGUUGUCGUCGAUAUCGAUGUUGAUGUCAUCGUUGAACCACCAGACACAGAAGUACUAGUCGUAGUAGUUGUCUCACUCUCCGUCUGGUCCUGUGUCUGUGUAUGCGGGUGCCCGACUUCAACGUCUGCCGUUGUCGUUGUCUCUGACUCUGUUUUAAUCACAGGUGAAGAACGGCUCUGGCUCUUCGAACCCGCCUCCACCAUCAUGGCUUUCGACAGGACGGAAUCCAAUUUAACCUUCUCGACAAUGGCCCGCAUGACAUGAAACAAACCAUCUGGAUCGACGGCCUCGAGGUCCGAAAAGGCCUCGGCCAACCGCGCCACCGCUUCGCGCUUGACAUGGUCGGCGGUAUCGUCGAGAACAUCUUGACAUGAGAUGCCGACGGCUUGAGCGUACAGUCUUUUUCCUAGACUGGAUUCCUUUGACUCACUAUUUGUUUCUGCUGAAGUUGAGAAUGAGGUCGAUCUCGACGAUUGAUCUUUUGCCGCCGCUUUCGGACCCCGGUCUUUCGAGUCCUGGUCGGCUGAAUUUGUCCUGGACUUCGACUCUAACAUAUCCUCACCGGAAAACGACGAAAACACACCCAAUCCAAUCUUGGGAGCUGCUUUCGAAGGAGUCCUAACCACACUAGAGUUGGGAUCCGGAUCCGAGUCUGACUCAAUACAAGGAGCUUGAUUUUCACCACCACUGGCAUCAUUUUCACCAUCACACUCGGCAGUCACUUUGACCGCGUUCAAAUUGGUCGAUACUCUUCGGAACUGCCGUACCGUGCUGGGACUGUUGCCGAACGACAUGUUAACGCCAAGUGGCUGUCGAGCCUGGGCGGCGCUGGAUAAUCUUGAUGUUCUGCGCGCUGUCCUUCUCGCCACACUGGCUGUUGGGGAUGUUACGGUGUCUUCUGCGCCGGCAUCUCCAUUGCUUGCGGAUUGGUGCUGCCGUGACUCUGAGAUUCUGCGCAUUGUGCUCGGUUUCCUCGCAGGGCUUUCGUUGUUGUUGGCAUCGCGAUUGGGCGGCAGCUGAUAGUCACGGUCCCCAUCUUCCAUCAUUCGAGUGCUUUGACCACCGUUGGUGUCCGCCGACACUUUCCUCCGUCUCUGCGUUGCCUGACUAUGGCUCGGUUUCCUCGACUUCGAAAUGGUAGGCACCGCCUUGAUAGUCUCAAAGACCCAGUCAUCGUCGUCGGUUUGCGAGUUGUUGCAAGACAAACUCUUGAGUGUCUCGGCAUAGUAUUUCAGAUGACGAUCUCCACCUUUUCUUGCUUCCCAAUCCUGUUUCCGUACAAUCAACUCCUGCAGGCCCUCGACCUUGCCGGCGGACCGAAUGAAGCGAUGUUUGAGGAGAUCUUUUGCAGAACUUCUCUUCUCCACGUCCUUGGUGAGACAACAGGACACAAAGUCCUUGAAGUCGCGGGACCAUUUCCCGCCCUCGAGUCUGGGAGCAGGCUGUUUCGGGAUCAAAAAUAAAACUUUCAUCGGGUGUACAUUGGCAUGUGGCGGCUCUCCGUUGGCCAAUUCCAUGGCGGUGAUUCCCAAACUCCAGAUGUCGGCUUUGGCGUCGUGGCCUUCCUGCUGGAUCACCUCGGGGGCCAUCCAGAAGGGCGUGCCGACAAAGGUGUUUCUCACGCUUUUCAGGCCGACCAGCUGGGCGGCGACGCCAAAGUCGGCCAGUUUGACCCGUCCGUCCAUCCCCAACAAAACGUUGGCGGCUUUGAUGUCCCUGUGGAGCUUGCCCUCGCCGUGCAGGUAGGCCAGACCUAACAGUAGUUCUCGGCAGAUGAUGGCGAUGUGUGUUUCGGCCAGUGAGUGCGGAGGAGGCUUGAGCAGGUCCGCGCACGAUCCGCCGCCGAGGUAUUCCAUCACGAUCCAGAGCGUGUGCCGUCGGAGGAAGGCAAGGCGGUAUUUGGUCACGUAGGGACUGGAGCAGGAUGAUAGUACUGAGAGUUCGGAUAGGAUGUCUGACAGAUCUUCUUCGGAUGAUUCGAGAUCCACCUAAACAGAAAAGAAGGUGUUAGUAAUUGGCAUAGGGAUUGCAACGGUUCUGUGCUGGAGGUGUGGGUGUUUCUUAUUCCCGUUGACAGCAAUACGUACAUGUUUGAUAGCCACGAUUUCCCCCG